Molecule: messenger RNA, 1026 nt
Organism: Dendroctonus ponderosae (mountain pine beetle)
Lineage: Eukaryota; Metazoa; Arthropoda; Insecta; Coleoptera; Curculionidae
Gene: Mic26-27
Product: MICOS complex subunit MIC27
Exons: 7
Coding region: 95-895 (266 amino acids)
Biological process (GO): cristae formation
Cellular component (GO): MICOS complex
Source: RefSeq, a predicted model, not a curated record
AUCCCCUAGCAAAUAGUUGGACGCCCCUGUCCUGUCCCGCCUUGUCAAAACACCUUUAUGUAAUUCUUCAUUAACAAAAAUUUUAAGAAAAAACAUGCUUGGCAGCUUGGUUAUACGAAGAUGCUUGCUCCCAGCGGCUGCUCUCGUUGCAGAAGCUAAAUUAGCCAAGUCUACAACUUCAGAGCCCCAAAUUCCUGCUCCAGUAUGCAGACCAAGCGAAUUGCCGAUUUACACACCAGAGCCUCCCAAACUCGGGGGAAAUGUAGGGGAAAGCAGCCAGGAGAGCACCCCCAACUUUAUUGAGAACUCAGUGAAGACCGUCCGCCAAACGCUCGGCCGGUACUCCGAUGAGUUUUACGCCUACGAAAAGGUGGCCAAACAAAGCUUGAGCGAAAGCAAGCAGAAUAUUGAGUGGUUGGUGGAUUAUUUGCGCCAAGAGGACAACGCGCUUCCUAAAGCGGGGGCUAUUGGAAUUGGAGCCCUAGCAGGCCUGGUUUUCGGUCUGCGUGGGGGAUUUUUCAAGAAGACCAUUUAUGCUACGACUGGCGCUUUAGGUAUGGCCGCGGUCUGCUACCCGAAAGAAGCCGCCAAAUACUCCCAAUUGGGGGUAGUAGAAAGCAAAAAAUACCUAACAAUCGCCUACAACUUCGCCUACGGAGUGAAGAAAGACGAGCCCCCUUUAGAGCUCCCAACGCUCCCUAAAGUGCCAUCGAGCCUUUCAGAAGCCUGGGACUCGGUUAAAACCACCGCAUCUUCGUUAAUUUCAGAUCAGCCCAAAGUGGAGGAAGUCAAGAACACAGCGAGCGUAAGUAUUGAGGAAUCCCUUAGUCCUGGCGAUGGCCCCCUUAAAACGAGUCCUGAAAUCCCUGCUGACCUCGAGCCCCCUACCUCGUAAACCCACCUGGACUAGAACACGUAAAGUCACCCCUCCAGCAUAUUUAUUUUAAUUGUACACUAUUAUUUCAUUGAGCAAUCAAUGUAUUUCGGCUGCAAAUACCUGUCGUCUCAAUAAACUCUUCAUCCCGG